UGUCAAGCAAAAACUAUUUAGAAGUUUGAUUUCUUCCUGUGGCGUGAAAUUUUGUUGUUUUUAUAGUUUCAAAAUAUUUUAUUACUCACAACAACUUAUUAUUAAAUCAUGGAAGUUAAAGAAUGUAGCGAUUUGACAGAAGAGAAUCAAUUCAUCGUUGACGAUGUGAGUAAAAUUAUAAAAGAAGCCAUCGAAAAUUCCAUCGGAGGCACAGCGUAUCAACAUAAUAAAGUUAACCAGUGGACAUCGGCAGUGGUGGAGUCUUGCUUGAGCCAGCUAACAAAGUUACAAAAACCUUAUAAAUAUAUAGUCACCUGUACAAUUAUGCAGAAGAAUGGUGCUGGACUUCACACAGCCUCUUCAUGCUUUUGGGACAACAAUACUGAUGGAUCUUGCACUGUGCGUUGGGAAAACAAGACUAUGUACUGCAUUGUCUCUGUCUUUGGUCUCGGCAUAUAACAUAUUGCACACUUAUAUAUCAAUCACAAACGUUCAAAAACAUAGAUUUUGAGUAAAAGCAUGUUGUACAUAAAUUGCUGCUUAUCACUACAGCUCAAUUAAAAAAAAAGU
This is a messenger RNA of Papilio machaon (common yellow swallowtail), 570 nucleotides long. It is a transcript of the gene Dlc90F, whose product is annotated as dynein light chain Tctex-type. Gene Ontology annotation, cellular component: cytoplasm; cytoplasmic dynein complex. The record is from RefSeq and is a predicted model, not a curated record. NCBI's taxonomy places the organism in Eukaryota, Metazoa, Arthropoda, Insecta, Lepidoptera, Papilionidae. Gene Ontology annotation, molecular function: dynein intermediate chain binding. Gene Ontology annotation, biological process: microtubule-based movement. The transcript has 3 exons. The coding region runs from base 109 to 459 and encodes 116 amino acids.